AACACACAAACAGGACAGCAAAGCACACAAACACACAAACACACAAACACACAAACACAAUUCACAAGGGCCCUACAUCCGUUGAGGGCUAUUUUCAAUGCGCAAGAGGGGGGAAUGUUGGCAGGGGCGAAGCAGGCACCUUCUUACAUGUACCGGUACCACCAAGUUCAAACAGCACAAGGCUUAGAACCACUCCUGCAAUGACAAACAAACAAAGAGUUCUGCGGUCAAAACAAAGCCUCCCAGCUUCAUUACGGGUUCACAGGCAGCCCACUUCAAGUUCACCCUGGUGUAGGGACCAACAUCACCAUUUGGAUUCCACUUUUGACCCCCCGGACAUCAUUGUCAUUCCUUCGAGCUUUGUGGGUUGUGCUUGUGCGAUUGGGCUGGCCCCAAAGUGCCACCGAUACAGGUAUGGUCAGCGUGACAAGCAAUACCAAAAGGCCAAGGUAGGAUCCAAUGCGGAAUGAUUUGACGUCGACACAACAAAAAUAGAACCCGAUAAGACAGAGCCAAAGGCCCUGAAUCAGCAACAAUGCCCAGCCAGCAAUGUAGGCGACAAUGUUCUCUGGAUGUUUGGCCGAAUAAGCCAGGACCAUGGCAUUUGCCAAAUGGAUGUAGGCCGUAGAGGUGAAACUUGACUCCGGUCUUUACAUGUUUUCAACAGCAUGGUCGUGGAGCAUGACAAAGGAUAGAAACAAGGCAAGGGCAAGGUACUGGCGGUAUGAAUCAGGAGGCAGCUUUCGUUGUGCUUCCAACAGUGCGACAACACCGACACAGAAGAAACAAAACCAGGGCAUGGCAUGAUUGAGCAUCAAGAAAUAGUCGUUGUACGCAACAGCCAUCCCGACGUUUAAAAGCACACCACCACAUGUGAGAAUGACUGUACCCUUGGCGACGCGGCUGAGAACGUGGAGAUUCUGUUCCGGGAUGUGUAGUUCGGCAAAGGUCCUGUAGGGGAGGCAGAGCUCGAGCUCUCUUCAAUGAAAGCAGCAGCAGACUGGUACCCGCAAGGACGAGCGGAAAUCCUGAGAUGAAGGUCGAGGACAGCAAUCAUCGGUAGAAUACCGACAAUGACGGUAAUGAGAUAGUUGGAUACUGCAACGCAGGCUACGCAUAUGUUUUAUUACCUGCAAUGAGGUGACCAACCAGCAAAGCCUCGGGGCUUCCUGGUACUAGCACUUGCUCGACAAACUGAUGCGGCGUUUCCGCCAUGGUGGAGGCUUGGCUGAUCGAUCGGUGGGCAAGCAGAUGAAGGGGUGUCUGAUCGACUCACUCUUUAGAAGCAAAACAAACUACGAAGACAGAUAGAUGCAGCAGCGAAAGCUGGUAGGGACAGCUCGAGAUCUUUUGGCAAGUAUUCAGACGUGUCCCCCUCAUCUUUCCAAGAGCAGGAUUUAUAGGGUGCGCAAAAAAAAACUGCUGUAACGCUGGACCGCUGGUACCGGUAAAUAUAUCCUAUCCCAGAAGCAAAUUGCAUUGCGUGGUUUGAAUCACCACGGACUGUACCGGUAGAGUUGUGGUGUCCGGGUGUAUCUGCGACGCGAAAAAUGCAUUGUCAUUGGCUUGAAUGCAUGAAUGGCACUAUCGCACCAAUUCCGAUCAGGUUCAUAGCCGAACAAGGUUCGAGACGUUGAAACAAGAAUAGCAUCCAUCUUCGGCUAAAUCAAAGACUUCUUUCAAAGUGUGUGUCUGGUAUCGCGACAGAGGGAGUAGGAAGCUACACUAUAUGAUCUCAUCUCGGUACCGUCUCCACUCCAUCGAAAUCUCGUUUGUGGAGCAACAUAAUUUGCGAAGCCAAGACCAAAACCAUGCUGCUUCGAUCCCUUUACCACCGAAACAACCAUCGCAGUAUGGGUGGCGGUGAUCCUCUCGCCCUCAAUGGACACCACAAGGACAGAGCCUUCCCGACCAAAACCAUCGCAGACGGUAACCAAAAGCCAGUCCUUACAAAUGCCAGCAAACAGCCUGUGGUGCCGAUCAAUGUCAUCAACCUUGAUAAAGACAAGGCACGAUGGGACAAAGUGAUCCUUGAGCUACAAAAUAAAGGAGGACAGCUUGUGGAACGAUUUCCUGCUGUUUAUGGGAAGGCUCUUUCAGAGGAAGAGCUGGUUGCCAACACAACGCCAUUGGCACGAAUCUUCUGCACUCGUCCGGUCAUCGGCUGCUUCCUUUCUCAUCGGAAUGCUUGGAUGAAAGUGUUGAAGUCAACCAAGUUUCCUUAUCAAGUGAUUCUCGAAGAUGAUGCCAUCAUUGCCUGUAACAACUUUUCAGAAAGGAUCCAGGACCUUGUGGAAGAACUUGAAUCCAAUGGAGAGACGAGAGAUCAGUGGGAUAUUCUCAUGCUUGGCGGCAUUGCUUGUGUCCAUCCAGAGCAAGACUAUGGGUUGAACAUAUUAGACGCCAUGCUGGUGGGUGGAACUCGGAAACCACGCUUUAUUGAUAAUUCUACCAGGAUCCAUGUCCCCUACAGACCCGAAGGGUGCCAUGGUUAUGUUGUAUCAAAACUCAAAAGCGGCCAAAGCUUGCGAACAGCAUACAAACCAACUUCAUGGUGGAAGAAAGUAGCGUUGGAAGAUCUACCACUCAAGUGUACAUGCCAUCAAUUGCUGGUCUACCAAGAAGACAUUCCUCUACCCGGAUGA
Molecule: messenger RNA, 2645 nt
Organism: Seminavis robusta
Lineage: Eukaryota; Bacillariophyta; Bacillariophyceae; Naviculales; Naviculaceae
Source: the annotation of a GenBank genome assembly